AAGCAGAGAUCUGUCUGCUUAUGUGUCUUAAGGCAGUGGACUAUAUUGUGGAGUAUGACUAUGAUGCAGUGCAUGACGAUGAGUUAACGAUUCGAGUUGGGGAAAUCAUCAGGAAUGUGAAAAAAUUAGAAGAAGAAGGAUGGCUAGAAGGGGAGCUAAAUGGCAGAAGGGGCAUGUUCCCUGACAACUUUGUGAAGGAAGUUAAGAAGGAUGUAGAACCCAAGGAUGAYGUCCUACCAGUGAAGAGGGAGAAAUCUGGCAAUGUAGCAAGUCUCGUGCAGCGUAUGAGCACCUAUGGGCUUCCAGCAGGAGGAUUUCAGCCUCAUCCGCCGUCCAAAAGCUACAAGAAGAAGUCCAAGAAGCGGCAGUGCAAAGUGCUGUUUGAGUACAUCCCUCAGAAUGAGGAUGAACUGGAACUCAAAGUGGGGGAUGUUAUUGACAUCAGUGAAGAGGUGGAAGAAGGCUGGUGGAGCGGGACACUAAAUGGCAAGUCAGGCUUGUUUCCUUCAAACUUUGUGAAAGAAUUGGAGUYGGUGGAUGACGGAGAAACACAGGAAACACUGGAUGACACAGAGUCUGUUUUCAGUGGUCCUACCUCGCCUGUGGCUUCUCCAGGAAACGGAAGUGAACCUGGAUCUGGAUCAAUAGCACAGCCAAAGAAAAUCCGAGGUGUUGGGUUCGGAGAUAUCUUUAAAGAAGGCUCAGUGAAACUUAGGACCAGGUUAUCCAGUAAUGAAGCAGAAGAGAAAAAGCAAGAGAAGCCACYAUCUAAUCAUCCACCUGGAACCAAACUAAUGCAUUUUUCUAGUAUCACAAAAAUGGAGAGCUCCUCAUCAGAAGGAACAAAAUUGGAAACAGAAAGUAAACCAAAAGCCAAGGAGCAUUGCAGGACAAUAUUUGCCUAUGAGGGCUCCAAUGAUGAACUCARUUUUAAAGAAGGAGAGAUUAUUCAAACAAUCAGCAAGGAUGGAGAACCAGGAUGGUGGAAAGGAGAACUUAAUGGUAAAGAAGGAGUCUUCCCAGAUAAUUUUGCUGUUCAAAUCCAAGAGUCUGAUAAAGACUUCCCUAAGCCAAAGAAACCUCCACCUCCGGUUAAAGGUCCAGCUCCAAAGCCUGAAUUGCCAAUUGGAGAGAAGAAAUUCAUUUCUUUGAGGCCUGAAGAAAAAGAUGAAAAGGGARUUUUGGACCAGAAGCCUUCUAAGCCAGUUGCUCCUCAAGUACCGCCCAAGAAGCCURUUCCUCCAAGCAAGACUAAUAACUUACUGAGAGCAGGGCUUCUGCACCCAAAACGACCAGAGAAACCUGCGUUGCCAUCAUCUGCACCUAAAUCUAAUGGAGAGGUUGUUUCUCUUCGACCGAAAUCUGAAAUUGAGCCAGUUGCAAAACCAAAGUCGGACUCUGAACAAUUACCACUUAGACCAAAAUCAGUAGAGGUAGAUUCACUUGUGGUGAAGAGCUCUAAAGAAUCAGAUCUGUUAAGCUUUGAUGACUUGAUAACUACCUCAGAUAAUCUCUCACACCCCACUGCAAGCAGACCCAAGAUGCCUGGCAGGAGGCUGCCUACACGUUUCAAUGGCAGUAAUUCUCAGCCAAGUCAAAAUGCAAGUCCAGAAAAAAAUUUGAAGGUGCAGAAAGAAGAAGAAGAAAGUGCCAAACCAAAGCCAUUUGAAACGAAAAAGCCAUCUACAUUGACUUCACCACUUCCAUCUUCAUCUCAAAGACCAAAUUCUGUUAUACUGAACUUUUCUCCUGCAGAAAUUAAAUUUAAAGGAGAAACAGAUGAUGAAAAAGCUUCUCUGGAAGAGCUCAGGACUCAGAUGAAUGAAUUGAUGAGUUUAGUGGACAUACUGAGAAGAGAACAUGGGAAAGAACUGGAAAAACUAAAGAAGGAUUUGGAAGAAGAGAGAGUGAUGCGAAGUAAUCUGGAGGUUGAAAUAGAAAAAUUGAAGAAAGCAGUGAUGUCUACAUGAGAAAGUGUUGGACUCAAUGUUAUUAACUCUCCAGGAAUUCAAAGCUGAACACAAGUAGAACUGAUUUUCUUAUUUCAUAAUAAUGGAUGCUGGUGUUCUACAGUCUUAAAAUAUAUAGUAAAAAGGAAUAUAGUCUUUUAUUCAGAGAGAUAAAACAGAAUAAUGGUGUAAUUUUUUUGCCAAUAUAAAAGAGGCCUUAUUUCUUACUGUGCUGGAAUUUGCAGACCUUUAUUUUUUUGGUUUGCUUGAAAAUACUACUGAGUCUGUAUAAAAAGCAGAGGGAAUUCUUAAUAGAUUUUUAUUGAAUACCUGUAGCUUAAUUUUUAAAGAAAUCUAUACUAUAAAUAGCGUGAUCUAUCUUUACGAGUAAUCUGUAACAUAGUCUACUGGGAGGGAUGGAGUAGCCAUGUAGUAAUUCAGUCACUACUUUUCCCCUACACGUAAAAGGGAAUUUAUGAUAUUUGUAUAUUUUUUAAUUUUGGCAGUCUUACCCAGGGUUAUGCUGUUGUGCCUGUCUGCAGUGAGAAUAUUAAUAAUAUGCUGUUUAAAAGUUGAGUAAUGAGAUAGGAAUUCAUUAAUGCAAUGAAGCAGAUGAAACACCUAUGCAUUGUAAUAAGAACAAAUGAUCUAGUCAAAAUACUUUAACAGAACAUUUUGUCACUUGCACUAUUGGAUUAAAAAGGGAUUUGGGACUGAAUCAUGAAGUUGCAAUAGAAUUAACUUUUAAAAUCACAAAAUGCAAGAAAUAUGGAAACAAGAGUAGAAUCUUUUCU
Molecule: messenger RNA, 2743 nt
Organism: Nothoprocta perdicaria
Lineage: Eukaryota; Metazoa; Chordata; Aves; Tinamiformes; Tinamidae
Gene: CD2AP
Product: CD2 associated protein
Exons: 18
Coding region: 21-1970 (649 amino acids)
Molecular function (GO): protein binding
Source: RefSeq, a predicted model, not a curated record